Echinostoma caproni is the source of this 438-nucleotide messenger RNA. The record is from the annotation of a GenBank genome assembly. Lineage: Eukaryota; Metazoa; Platyhelminthes; Trematoda; Plagiorchiida; Echinostomatidae.
GCUUUAGCACCCUGCGCACGUUAUCAUCCAUCUGACGGAUCAUACUCCUGGGAUGACCCAGACACAUUGAUGGGUCUAUCUGCAGACGCGGAUUCGGGGUUGCCAAAACCAUCCUAUUCAUCCUCACCACCCAAUCAACCAUCGUCCCCAGCCCAAACGGACCGUUCCAGUAUGGCUAGUGUGUUUCAAGUGCAACGAACGGCCAUCCUGCUGAAUGAAUGGGCCAGCCGCUUUCCUCUUCCGGCUUCAGUGAUUGCCGCUCCGGGAUCCGGGACUACACCUGGUCAAACUCCAUCCGGUGCCACACCGCUUAAUCCAACCUCGACUUCGGCGCCGAGUACUAACCCCUCAGCUACUAAUAAUACGGUGAGUAGUACGUCAAGGGAAUUUUUCAGCUGUUCACGAAUGUGUGUGUGUGUGUGUGUGUGUUGGAUAUAG